GUUAUCGCCAAUUUGUGUGCCAUCAUCCGUCUUAUGAUCUAGACAAGCGCUGACAAUUUAAUUCAACAGUUCCUAAUUCAAAAUGACCAAGGGAACUUCCAGUUUCGGAAAGCGUCACAACAAGACGCACACUUUGUGCAGACGUUGCGGUCGCAGAUCUCUCCACAUCCAAAAGCACACCUGUUCAGGAUGCGGUUACCCAGCAGCCAAGACCCGUCAAUAUAACUGGGGUGAGAAGGCCAAGAGAAGAAAGACCACCGGUACCGGUCGCAUGCGUCACAUGAAGGAAGUUCCAAGAAGAUUCAAGAAUGGAUUCCAAACCGGUGUACCAAAGGGAGCUAGAGGACCAGCCACCAAAUCCGAGUAAAUGUUUACAACAAUUUGGUUUGCUUGCGUGGGAUGGAUUCAAUAGCGUCGAAAGGGUUGGCGAAUGAAUGGCUUUUUUGAUUUGCUAGAGAACUGGGAAUGAAAGCUACAUUUAUUGAGAAAUCUUUUUUAAUGAGUGUAUGCGAAGUUCAACAAAAAACUCGGGUCGCAUGAAUGUCUUCGUGGAUCGUAUGAGGGUAUGAAGUGGGUUGGGUGCAUGCCAAUUUUUUUUAAAGACAUGACAUUACAUGACAUGUUCUCUAGCAAAAAUUCCAUCGUUUGCAAUUCAAAGAAUUUUGUGAUGAUGAGAAUUGAUUCUUUGUGAUAUGUGAGGUUUGGAGAUUGUGAAGUGUAUAUGGAUUUUGGAUUCUGGAUUGAAAUAUGGAUAUGGAUGUGAAUGGGAAUGUGAAUGGAAUUUGAUAUUGAGAGGGUAGAUGAUGAGUGAUGAAUGACGAAUGACGA
Botrytis cinerea B05.10 is the source of this 828-nucleotide messenger RNA. RefSeq lists its product as hypothetical. Gene Ontology annotation, cellular component: ribosome; cytosolic large ribosomal subunit. Gene Ontology annotation, biological process: translation. The transcript is spliced from 4 exons. Gene Ontology annotation, molecular function: RNA binding; structural constituent of ribosome. The record is from RefSeq and is a predicted model, not a curated record. NCBI's taxonomy places the organism in Eukaryota, Fungi, Ascomycota, Leotiomycetes, Helotiales, Sclerotiniaceae. Bases 83 to 367 code for a protein of 94 amino acids.